AUGCCAGGGUUCUCUUUCCCACCGGGCUUCACAAUUCCCACCCCGCGUCUCCAAAUCAGCCCCUUCAACCCCACCGACCCUACCCACUGCGCCUUCUUAGUCCAACUUUGGAAUACAGACGAUUUUAUCAGCUCCUGUGGGAAAACCGGAAUCACCACGCUAGAGAAAGCAUUUUCAUUCCUUCAAGGCAGAGUCUCGGAGCACUACGCCUACCAUGGCUAUGGCAUGUUCCUAGUCUCGCGACAGACCGAUGACGGCAUGAAGCUGAUCGGCACUGUAUCGCUCAUGAGGGGGAUUCCACCAGGCCCACAUUAUCUUGCCCCAGAUAUUGGGUUUGCCAUGUUGCCCGAAGAAGGUCGCAAGGGGUAUGCGACCGAGGCGGCAAAGGGUCUUUUGGAGUAUGCAAAUGGGACUCUUGGUGUGGAUGCUGUGUUUGGAUUCUGUUCUCCUGUGAAUCAGCGGAGUCGGGGCGCUCUAGAGAAGAUUGGGAUGGAGUUUAGGGGGGUGAGACCUUUGAAGGUUUUUGGUGGAGGGGAUAAUGCUGUGUAUGUUUUGCCGGGGAUGAGUGAUGACUUGAGUGUUUAUAAUCUUGACUGA
Penicillium samsonianum is the source of this 597-nucleotide messenger RNA. RefSeq names its product GNAT family N-acetyltransferase. The record is from RefSeq and is a predicted model, not a curated record. The transcript has a single exon. Bases 1 to 597 code for a protein of 198 amino acids. NCBI's taxonomy places the organism in Eukaryota, Fungi, Ascomycota, Eurotiomycetes, Eurotiales, Aspergillaceae. Gene Ontology annotation, molecular function: acyltransferase activity, transferring groups other than amino-acyl groups.